Neolamprologus brichardi is the source of this 1806-nucleotide messenger RNA. NCBI's taxonomy places the organism in Eukaryota, Metazoa, Chordata, Actinopteri, Cichliformes, Cichlidae. The record is from RefSeq and is a predicted model, not a curated record.
UUCCGGUAGAUUACCGGCCGCGCUCAGCUCGGCUCUCCAGUCUCUCAGCUGUAACCGGACUGAACGUCAUGUCUGACCCGUGCUCCUUCUCCUCGUUCACCAGGUGCGUCACCAAGCACCUGAACCUGCACCUGCACCUGGACUUCGACAGGCACGUGAUCAGAGGGAGAGUGGCGCUGACUGUGGAGGCGCUGGAGGACCGAUUCUCUACGCUGACUUUGGACAGCAGUGACCUGAGCGUGGUGUCGGUGACGGCCAAUGGGCAACCGGCGCACUUCAGCCUGGGGCCCAAACACAGCUUCAAGGGGACCCCAUUGGAGAUCACACUGCCCUUUGACCUCUCCAGAGGGCAACAUGUGAUCGUGGAGGUGACCUAUGAGACGUCUCCAUCAGCAACAGCACUGCAGUGGCUCACGCCUGAGCAAACUGCUGGGAAAAAGCACCCCUACCUGUUCAGCCAGUGCCAGGCUCAUCACUGCAGGAGCAUGAUCCCCUGUCAGGACACCCCAUCCAUCAAGCACACCUACUAUGCUCAGGUGUCUGUCCCUAAGGACCUGGUGGCGGUGAUGAGUGCAGUGAGAGAUGGACAGGAAGUCGAUCCUCAGGAUAGUGGUCGGAUCAUCUACAGGUUCAGGCAGACGGUGCCUAUGCCUUCCUACCUGAUAGCCAUCGUGGCUGGAGCUCUGGAAAGCAGGGAGAUUGGGCCAAGGACCAGAGUCUGGUCGGAGAAAGAGUUUGUGGACAAAGCAGCGUUUGAGUUCUCCGAGACCGAAGCCAUGCUGAAGACAGCUGAGGAACUGGCUGGACCGUAUGUUUGGGGUCAGUAUGAUGUCCUGGUUCUCCCUCCAUCUUUCCCCUAUGGCGGCAUGGAGAACCCGUGUCUGACUUUUGCCACGCCCACCGUGCUGGCUGGAGACAAAUCUCUGUCUGGUGUGAUUGCCCACGAGAUCUCUCACAGCUGGACUGGAAACCUGGUGACCAACAAGACCUGGGAGCAUUUCUGGCUGAACGAGGGUCACACGGUCUACCUGGAGAGGAUGAUCGGCAGGUGUUUGGAGAGCGAACAGUUCAGGCAGUUCAAAGCCAUCGGAGGCUGGAAGGACCUGCAGGACUCGGUGAACACCUUUGGAGCCAACAACCCUCUGACCAACCUGGUGCCCAGCCUGCAGGACGUCAGUCCUGACGAUGCCUUCUCCUCCGUGCCGUACGAGAAGGGCUUUGCUCUGCUGUAUUACCUGGAGGAGCAGCUGGGAGGGCCAGAGGUGUUCAUGGGCUUUGUGAAGUCGUACAUCCAGCGGUUUGCCUACAGCAGCGUCACCACAGAGGAAUGGAAGAACUACCUGUUUGCCUACUUCAAGGACAAGGUGGACAUCCUGAACAAGGUGUAUCUACUAAAAAUCUCAGACGAGAUCAAGCUGACUAACCUCGGCCUUUUUGCCAAGUGCUUCAUCUUCAGGGAGGUGUUUAACUUUGAGAAGUUUCGUGAUGAAGCUCUUCGAGUGUUUCUGGCUCAUCGAGCGGGGAUGCACCCGGUCACCUCCGGACUCGUCUCGAAGGACCUGAAGGUGGACGUCAGCAACGCCGCCAGUCAGUGACAGUAGAAACGAGUCCAGAACCAGUCAGAGACCAGUACUGAUCAACUUCAGCGCCAAAGCAAUAUUAUAUCACAGCUGUUGUUUCUUGGCUGGUUCUCUCUGAUUAAAGUUUAAUUGAAUCCUCUUUUUCCUUUUUAUUCCUUUUAAAUAUUUCGUCUUCAGCAAAAAAACAAGACGAUUUUAUAAAGAAAUAAACUCUGAGUAAACUUUG